CUAUUGAAGUCAGAAGUCAUUCUCCCCAAACUGGACUCGUCCAUGACCCAGGUCACCAUCCCCAACAAGGGCUCCACCUCUCCUGGCCGCUCUCGCAGAGGAAAACCUCGCUACAGGAAGGCCGGCAAAGGCAGCAGCGGCGACUUGGCUCAGCUUAAAGCCACUCUGUCGUCAUCAUUAGCAAUGAUCAACGCCACCUCUUCUGUUCCCAGCAACAAACAUCGGCUGGACCCCAGCGCGGCUCUCAGGGGCCUGCAGCACGACCUGCUGCUCAAGAAGAUGUCGUCCUCCAGCCCUGAUCUUAUUUCGACCACCCUGGAGGUUGAAGAGCGGCGAAAGGGGCAGAUGAGGCCGGGGCUGGACAGAGCAGGCAGUCAGAGCGCCUCAGCUGGGUUGGAAGACAGCAGAGGGACGGACGGGCCAGAAGACGGGCGGGACGUUGGGGUGGGGACCGAUGACCUAGCUGAAACACCUCCACGCAGUGACACGCCCAGCGAAGACGCAGCGUCCAUUCCUUUCUCCAGUAGCCCAGAUUCACCGUGCGGGAGAGGGGCGGCGGCAGGAAGGUCGUCCGUAAUCGGGAACGCUCGUGUUCCCCACGAGGGAGAUGAAAAGGAGGAGGGGCCAGUGAUCACACGCUCACCCAGAAGUCAACGCCUCACACCAGCAGCGCUGCUCUACAGGGCAGCGGUCACACGCAGUCAGAGACGUGGACUUUCAUCAGAGGAAGAGGAGGGAGAAGUGGACAGUGAAGUGGAGCUGCCGCGGAGACG
Nematolebias whitei (Rio pearlfish) is the source of this 773-nucleotide messenger RNA. Its product is annotated as mitogen-activated protein kinase kinase kinase 12. NCBI's taxonomy places the organism in Eukaryota, Metazoa, Chordata, Actinopteri, Cyprinodontiformes, Rivulidae. The record is from RefSeq and is a predicted model, not a curated record.